Salvelinus namaycush (lake trout) is the source of this 1253-nucleotide messenger RNA. Its product is annotated as homeobox protein Hox-D9a-like. NCBI's taxonomy places the organism in Eukaryota, Metazoa, Chordata, Actinopteri, Salmoniformes, Salmonidae. Gene Ontology annotation, biological process: proximal/distal pattern formation; regulation of transcription by RNA polymerase II; DNA-templated transcription. Gene Ontology annotation, cellular component: nucleus. The record is from RefSeq and is a predicted model, not a curated record. The coding region runs from base 108 to 911 and encodes 267 amino acids. Gene Ontology annotation, molecular function: RNA polymerase II cis-regulatory region sequence-specific DNA binding; DNA-binding transcription factor activity, RNA polymerase II-specific. The transcript is spliced from 2 exons.
CAUGUAACCAAUCCCUGAAGAUUAAGCCAGGAAAAAUACUAUGAUUGUUCAGAGGGAAGGUUUCCGUAACAGUGUAACCUUUUAUAUGACUACGAAGGGAUCCAAAAAUGUCGACCAGUAGCACUCUAAGUAACUAUUAUGUGGACUCUAUAAUGGGGCAUGAAGUGGAGGAUGUGUACGGGGCGCGUUUUAUCCAGGGUCCGCACACUACGACCUCAAGGCCAUCAGGUGUUGGGGACAAUGCAGAUUUUUCCUCCUGCAGUUUUGCACCCAAGUCAGCCGUUUUCCCAGGGUCUUGGUCCUCUGUUCACACGCAGUCCACUGCCGCAGUGUCAGGGAUUUACCAUCCUUACGUCCACCAGUCCCAUCUCUCCGCAGCAGACAGCAGAUAUGUUCGGUCCUGGAUAGACCCAAUUUCUAACGUUUCUUUCUCCGGGUUUCACUCUAACAGUCGGCAUUAUGGAACCAAGCCCGAAAGUUUACCACCGAAAAGGACUGAGAGUGCCACUUUUGAGACAGAGACUCCGGUGGUCGACCCUGGCCCUGAUUACGCAUGUGGAGUAUCCGAAUGCCCAGAAAAAGUAACCAAAGAGAGCGUUGGCAGUGAUAUGUCGAGUCACAGCGAGCCUAAAGAAGAGAAGCAACAACAACAACAACUUGACCCAAACAACCCUGCAGCAAACUGGAUUCAUGCACGUUCAACAAGGAAGAAGCGAUGUCCAUACACAAAAUAUCAGACACUAGAACUGGAAAAAGAAUUCCUCUUCAACAUGUAUUUGACACGAGAUCGACGAUACGAAGUUGCUCGAAUUCUCAAUUUAACUGAAAGGCAGGUCAAAAUCUGGUUCCAGAACAGAAGAAUGAAAAUGAAAAAGAUGAACAGAGAGAGAGGCAGUAAGGAUCACUUAUAACUAGACUGGGUGUAGUCCCUCGCCUUUUGAUGUAUCAUAUUGUUGUGAUUACUUAGAAUAAAACCUUGGUUGGAGCUUAAGCUAUGCAUUUUUGUGUUGAUGUACCAAAUGGAAAGGUUGACUCAACAUGCCCGGAAAUAUGCUGUCUUUCUUUUUUGUUUUAAUCAAAGUAAUGUUGAGUCUUAAACGAAUUACUCCAUUGAUUAACCCGAGCUCGAGUAUUUAUGCCCAAAAUGAGACCAGGGAAUAAUAUGCUUGCGUAUAUAGUUUUCUUAGUCGUGUAGCCUUUUAGAAAAAAUCGAAUGUUUUAAGAAGUUGCAUUUAUGCUUAUAUUUCGGUGAA